AAAUUCUUUAUGUUUAUUUUAAGCCAACGAACAACUUCUGCUACAAGACUAGGUUCUCCAUCAAUUUCAAACAAUUUUUUACAAGAUUUUAAUGUAGAGAACAUUUUUUGUAUAAUCAAUACGGACAACAUGUUAAAUAUAAAAAUAUGGAACUAAACUGUUAACUAGAAAUACAUGUACAUUGAUAGAAGGAAUAACAUCACCAUUGUAGUUGAACGCUACGUUUCAGUUACGCUUCAGUUGUAUGGUUGACGAAUCUAUCCAAUAAAAUAUAAACGGAAGCGCUUGUUUAUGCCUGUGCUGACGUGAAUUCGUUAAGACGUAAAUUACGCACAUGAAGGUGUCACUUACGCACGUUCAACUACACAGGCAUGACUUUAAAAAUACAUAUAAAUAUGCAUCAUUUUACGUUAAAACGUACAAGCACCAGUCUACACAAGCGCAAAAAAUGCAUGCAUUUAUUGGGUAGAUUUACCAACAAAAAAACUGGCACAAGUAGCCAGGUUCAUAAUAGUAAGGGAUUGUCAUACUCAGGUCAUCUCUGUGUUGCAAAGAAUGUAUUACAGCACACCUCGUCACAAUCUACAGCUGUUUGCAGAUGUUAUGAAGAUAUAUACCUUGCAAAGAAUGUAUUAUAGCACACCUCGUCACAAUCUACAGCUGUUUGCAGAUGUUAUAAAGAUAUAUACCUUGCAAAGAAUGUACUAUAGCACACCUCGUCACAAUAUACAGCUGUUUGCAGAUGUUAUAAGGAUAUAUACCUUGCAAAGAAUGUAUUAUAGCACACCUUGUCACAAUCUACAGCUGUUUGCAGAUGUUAUAAAGAUAAAUACCUUGCAAAGAAUGUAUUAUAGCACACCUCAUCACAAUCUACAGAUGUUUGCAGAUGUUAUAAAGUUAUAUACCAUGCAAAGAAUGUAUUAUAGCACACCUCGUCACAAUCUACAGCUGUUUGCAGAUGUUAUAAAGAUAAAUACCUUGCAAAGAAUGUAUUAUAGCACACCUCGUCACAAUCUACAGAUGUUUGCAGAUGUUAUAAAGAUAUAUACCUUGCAAAGAAUGUACUAUAGCACACCUCGUCACAAUAUACAGCUGUUUGCAGAUGUUAUAAGGAUAUAUACCUUCCAAAGAAUGUAUUAUAGCACACCUCGUCACAAUCUACAGCUGUUUGCAGAUGUUAUAAAGAUAUAUACCUUGCAAAGAAUGUAUUAUAGCACACCUCGUCACAAUCUACAGCUGUUUGCAGAUGUUAUAAAGAUAUAUACCUUGUAAAGAAUGUAUUAUAGCACACCUCGUCACAAUAUACAGCUGUUUGCAGAUGUUAUAAGGAUAUAUACCUUGCAAAGAAUGUAAUAUGACACACCUUGUCACAAUCUACAGCUGUUUGCAGAUGGUAUAAAGAUAUAUACCUUGCAAAUGUAAUAUGACACACCUUGUCACAAUCUACAGCUGUUUGCAGAUGUUAUAAAGAUAUAUACCUUGCAAAGAAUGUAUUAUAGCACACCUCGUCACAAUAUACAGCUAUUUGCAAAUGUUUUAAAGAUAUAUACCUUGCAAAUAAUGUAAUAUGACACA
Owenia fusiformis is the source of this 1575-nucleotide messenger RNA. Lineage: Eukaryota; Metazoa; Annelida; Polychaeta; Sabellida; Oweniidae. The record is from the annotation of a GenBank genome assembly.